CUUCCGGUGUGAAUGGAACGUACUUAUUAUCCCAAAUAGUGCAGAUAGUUGAAGGUAAGACUGCAUUAUACGACUUUUUAAUGACAUUGACUAUCAUCAUACGCUAAAUCAGACCCCUGUGAAAAAGCUCGACCUCCUUAGCUGCAGGAAUGGCGCUCUAAGAUGAAGGAAAAGCCAAAGGCCCCCUACAUUAAAGUGGAAGAUGAGGAGCUAGAGGCUCCCCACAUUAAGGUGGAAGAGGAGGAGGCAGAGACCCGCCACAUUAAGGUGGAAGAGGAGGCACACAGCAUCAGUCAAGGCCGAGAGAAGGUCCCAGUGGUUGGUGUCCCUGUGAAGAGUGAAGAUGACCAAGUCAAAGAAGUCUGUAAAGAAAAGCUUACCCCCCCUGAGCUGCAAAAGUGGAGCUCAAAAGUGGAGCAUGAGGAGCCUCAGCCCCCCCUUAUUAAAGUGGAAGAGGAGGAGACAGAGGCCCCCCUCCACAUUAAAGUGGAAGACUGCAUCAGUCAAGGCCUGGAGAAGUUUCCGGUGAUUGGUGUCCCUGUGAAGGGUGAAGGUGAGGAGGUUAAAGGUGAACGUGAGGGAAAGAGCGAGGUGGAGACAACAGAAUCUGAGGGAGACCACUGUGGAAGAGCUCAGGCAGAGACCUUGUCGCACUCUACUGGCGCUGACGACGAAGACUUAAAAGCUGACAAGACUCGCUUCAAAUGCUCUCAGUGCGACAAAAGCUUUCGCCGGCGGUGUCAUCAGCGAAGACACACGAAAACACACACCGGAGAGAAACCAUUUCGCUGUUCAGUGUGCAACAAAUGUUUUGUAAGGAAAGACGAGUGUAAGAUCCACGUGGAAAAACACACCGGGGGAUUAUCGUUUUCCUGUUCAGCCUGUGGUAAAAGUUUUGCGCACAGAAGCAAACUAAAAAGACACAUGAAAACGCACUCUGGGAAGAAACCAUAUACAUGUUCAUUCUGCGGUCAGGAAUUCAGUGCAAAGCAGACCUUGAAAACACACAGAAGAAAACACACUGGAGAGAAACCCUUCUCCUGUUCAAUCUGCGGUAGAGGUUUUGCACGGAAUUCGCACUUGGUAAGACACGCGCAAAUACACACCGAAGAGAAACCUUUUUGCUGUUCAGUCUGCGGUGUGGGCUUCAGAAGAAAACAUUAUUUGCUCCAACACAUGAGAACACACACGGGUGAGAAAGUGUUCAGUUGCGGUGUGUGCAAUGCAGGGUUCUCUUAUAAGUACCAGGCUAACAACCACAAGUGUGCAGGAGCAGUGGGGGGGGGGGGGAAGCUGUGUGACUUUAAAUAAGCUGUAAAGACUGUGAAAACAUAAUGCAGGGGUCUCCAGAUACGGUCCGCCAGCGUCCAAAAUCCGGCCGCGGUUAGUCUUUAGUUAAAAAAAAUAAAUAUAUAUAUAUAUUGUUGCGUUUUGGACCAGUUGUUCCUCCCAGGGAAUUCAAGUCACAAUUCGCUCCCAAGCUCUUUACGACACUUAAAAGCUGAGUUGAAAAACCACCAGAGACAGAAUAGGUAUUUUGUUGUAUAUUUUCAAAGCUUUGCCAAUAUACAUUUUGAGACCAGUCUAACCCUAGAACGUUCUAUCGCGCCUCCUCCCAAAAUGGUCUGUCUUCCCAACGCCAAAAACCCCUCUUUCCUUCCCCCUCCCUAGCCAUAAUACAAGCACAACGUCUCCCUAGCCAUAAUGCAUUCCAAAGAACUCAAGGUUAACACACACAGUAUACUUGCUGACAGAGCAUCAAGAGAAGAAAUGGAAAACACGAGCUGUUUUCAAAUAUGACUAAGAAAUGAAAGAAGUACAACUUAAAUUCGGAUAUAUGUAAAUAUCUGCCUCCGACAAUAUAUAUAUAUAUAUAUAUAUAUAUAUAUGUAUGUGUGGGGAAAAAAAUCA
Nerophis lumbriciformis (worm pipefish) is the source of this 1911-nucleotide messenger RNA. RefSeq lists its product as uncharacterized. The record is from RefSeq and is a predicted model, not a curated record. Gene Ontology annotation, biological process: regulation of transcription by RNA polymerase II. NCBI's taxonomy places the organism in Eukaryota, Metazoa, Chordata, Actinopteri, Syngnathiformes, Syngnathidae. Gene Ontology annotation, molecular function: glial cell-derived neurotrophic factor receptor binding; DNA-binding transcription factor activity; receptor tyrosine kinase binding.